AGUUAAUUUCCUUCUUCCAUUGCUAACACAACCACCCACAACAACUUCACAAUGGCUUUAAAGCUAUCACUUUUUGCCGUGAUGGCAAUAAUUAUCUUGGGUGCCGAGUCUCGCCCUCAGCUACCACAAAUCCCUCGGGAAUUCCAAAAUAUUAAUUUUGAGCAGUAUUUACGGAAUGAACGUGCCAUGAAGUUCCAGUUGAAAUGCAUAAUUUACAAUGGGCCAUGUGACACGAUUGGAAAAUUCAUUAAGCGAAAUAUUCCCAUCUACCUCCGAACCCAGUGCAAAAACUGUGACGAAGAUCAGAAAAAGUUGGCCGGUAAAUUUAUCCUCUUUCUCCAAGAAAACUAUCCAAAAGAGUGGGACGAUGCCCUCGUCAAAUAUGGAAAAAAUACCUACACGCCGGAAGAAAUUUCUCAAUUUGAAGAGGAACUUGGGGUCAAAAUUAUCCGAGAUAAGAACGGCCCAACCAGAGCCCCUGGAGAGAAGCCAAACAUUGAUGGACUCAUUGCUCUAACGAAGGAAGGAUUGAAUGCCGCUCUUAACACGAAAGCCCCACUAAUUUUGGGUCAGAUCGGGUCUGCCACGACCAUCGUGGUGGCGAAGGGCACUGUUCCCCCACAAUUGGCGCAGUAUGUCACGUCCCAAACUACGACGACUGCUUCUUCUCCUACGACGCCUGUGACAACGACGUCGUCAUCUUCGACUCCCACGGAAACAGCCCAACCUUUAGGAGAAGGACAAACAGACGUGACUUCGAUUACUGAGGACGGGGUCACCGAUACUACGGAUCAAGCACCGACGACCGAAGCCUAACGGUUUUCAUGCUAAGUGUGAAGUUAAUAAUUAACGGGUAAUUAUUUAGCUAAUUGUAAUCAAAGUCAAACUGAAAUUUGGAUUACAUUGUUGAAUUUGUGAUAAUCAUUUCUUUAUGUCUGAUCGUAAUAAAUUAAAUUAUGGAAUUUUUCAUGGUUAUGAAUA
This is a messenger RNA of Folsomia candida, 981 nucleotides long. RefSeq names its product cell wall protein DAN4. NCBI's taxonomy places the organism in Eukaryota, Metazoa, Arthropoda, Collembola, Entomobryomorpha, Isotomidae. The record is from RefSeq and is a predicted model, not a curated record. The coding region runs from base 52 to 816 and encodes 254 amino acids. The transcript has 2 exons.